Molecule: messenger RNA, 566 nt
Organism: Rhododendron vialii
Lineage: Eukaryota; Viridiplantae; Streptophyta; Magnoliopsida; Ericales; Ericaceae
Product: glucan endo-1,3-beta-glucosidase, acidic-like
Exons: 1
Coding region: 216-551 (111 amino acids)
Biological process (GO): carbohydrate metabolic process
Cellular component (GO): plasma membrane
Molecular function (GO): hydrolase activity, hydrolyzing O-glycosyl compounds
Source: RefSeq, a predicted model, not a curated record
CCUAGUAAGGGCUCUUUCGAUGGUACCUCAGGGUCAUUCAUGGGACCGAUUAUCAACUUCCUAAAGAACACCAACAACCCACUACUCUUUAACAUAUACCCCUACUUCUUUACAUCGGUGAUCCCCAAAACGUGCCUCUACCGUAUGCCCUUUUCACAACAAUAGGAGGCUUCCCACAGGACGGCCAGUUUCAUUAUAGGUACCUCUUCGAUGCCAUGUUGGACAACGCCUACUCUGCUGUAGAGAAGGCGGGCGGACCCAACGUGGAAAUCGUGGUGUCAGAUAGCGGAUGGCCUUCUGCAGGCGGCCCUGAUGCUUCGGUGGAGAAUGCAGCGACUUAUUAUAGGAACCUUAUCAAUCAUGUGGAAGGAGGAAGUGGGAGUCCAAAGAGGCCUAGGAAGGCUAUUGAGACUUAUUUGUUUGCCAUGUUUGUUAAGAAUCAAAAGACUGGAGUCGAGAGUGAGAAGCAUUUGGGCUCUUCUCACCCACCAAACAGCCCAAAUACCAGCUUUCUUUCAACUAAAGAUAUAGUUGUGAGUUUUAUGCAUUAAGAAAAGGAUUGUGAU